Molecule: messenger RNA, 3620 nt
Organism: Rhipicephalus microplus (southern cattle tick)
Lineage: Eukaryota; Metazoa; Arthropoda; Arachnida; Ixodida; Ixodidae
Gene: Ube4B
Product: Ubiquitination factor E4B
Biological process (GO): protein polyubiquitination; ERAD pathway; ubiquitin-dependent protein catabolic process
Cellular component (GO): ubiquitin ligase complex; nucleus; cytoplasm
Molecular function (GO): ubiquitin-ubiquitin ligase activity
Source: RefSeq, a predicted model, not a curated record
UCAAAGGGCACGAUAGGAACGCAAGAAAUAGAAAAGGCAUUUGUCCAUCUUGAACAAGCACCAGCGCCGCCGUCGUAGUCAAUGACCCGAUCUAAAGGGAACAGCCCAAUGAUUAUCGCCACUCUUUCUACGUGCUGGAGUGCGGUGACUUUGCUCAAGUGGUGAGAAGAAUGUCCGGCUGUCUUUUGCUCUAGCUGGGCCCGCUGCUUGAACCAGCAUGAGCGAACUGACGCCAGACGAGCUGCGCAAGCGACGCCUGGCAAGGCUAGCUGUGCGCGUGCCGAGCUUGGAAAACGCCAUGGAGACUGAAGAGGAGGACUGCCCUAGCAAGAGUGUUGACGUUGGCGUAGACAGCAUGGAGACAGACGAGCCACUCUCAGAGCCAGUCACCACAGCCACGUUGAAUAAGAGCAGCGAGGACCUGCACGAGUGGCUACCACAGCUGCUAGGGGAAUCGCAACCACUUUGCUCAAGUGUGCUGGCUGCUGAACUCGUGCAGCUGUGUCUAGCAGAGAACGUGCAGAGGGCCCGGCUACAGGCUGAAAGGGUGGACGAGGCUCACAGGCAUGUGCUGGAAUACCUGCUUUCCUGCUACGACCGUGCUGGCCAAAAAGAGAGGACCAACACGCGAAACCAGGCCCGUGCUGCUUGUGGGAGCAGUUAUGACUCGGUUCCCGAACCUCCAUGCCUAUUGUUCAAAGAGGGUACCACGGCGAGAAAGCGCCCUUCAACGUCUGAACAGCAUGCCCCACAGAAGAAGAAUCGUGCACAAGAAACUGCCACAUCAGAUCCACUGGUGUUGCAGGAGGUGCGAACGCAAGUGGUGCGGCUGGCCGUGCUGCUGUUGCGAGGCUUUCUGGCUGGACCUAGUGCCCCCUGGAAACGAAGCCUGCUGCUGGAUCCUCUGCUGGAGCAGCGACUGCCCAGUGGAUUCCUUCAAGACGUGCUCGAAGUAGCUGCUGGUGAUCACGAGGGCAUGCGCCAGGUCUUUGUUCCCCUGGUGCGAGGUGUGGUGGAGCGCAUGCGCAACUGCUCUCUACAAUCGGAGUUGCUCCAUUCCCCUUUGGCUGCUCUGGUGGAGCUGACGCAGUUGCGCUUUCAGGGAGGAUGGCCUGUCUGCCAGCUGAUGGUGGACGACUCCCUGUGGCUGCCCACACCCAUGACGGCCAGUGGAGGCCGCGAGCUGAGUCGGCUCUCACUGCUGGGGCCCUUCCUUGCCCUGUCACCUUUUGCCGAGGACGAGCCCAACCUUGUGCGGGCCUACUACGAGGAUCGGGACCCAGAGCACGUGCAGCUGGCGCACCACACGCUGCAGGGCAAGUUGGAGACGACCAGGGCCCAGCUGCAUGUAGUGAUGCGCUCCCUGGUGCGAUCGUGCCGGGAGGAAGUGCUCACGUGGCUGGGGUCGGUGCUCAAGGCCAACGAGCGGCGCUGCCAGCUCCAAGUGGAGCCCCGCCACGUGGCCUCGGAUGGCUUCAUGCUCAACUUGGCCGCUGUGCUGCAACUACUGGCUCUCCGUGUUCAGCCAGACAAGGUAGAUCCUCAAUACCCAUUUUACCACGGGGCGCGAGUUGACAUCAAAGCAGACACACGGCUUUGCAUGACAACUUCUGAGGCAGAGCAGUUCUCCGAGCAGAUCCGAUUGCAGCCCAAGAAGGAGGCCAACUUCUCGACGGAAUGCCUGUUCCUGGCGAUGCAAGCAUCCCACCUGGGCGUGGUGCCUGUGAUGGCUCGCUACGGUCGCCGACUGCGUGUGCUGCGGGAGCUGCAGCGGCUUGCCCAAGAGAUGGCGGCCAGCCAGCCCCUGUGGGAGAACAGCCCAACAGCCGUCAACAAUCGCCGUCUGCUAGCCAAGUGGCGCACUCAAGCACGGCGCGUGGCCCAGAGCAAGCUGUGUGCAGAUGCUGGACUUCUAGACCCCUUGCUGCUGAGCCGCUGCUUUGGUCUCUACAACCUGGCUGCUGCCGUUUUCGUGGCAGUGCUCCAAUCUGCUCAGCCAGCAGAUGAAUCUUCAUUGCCUAAGCUGUUUGCAGCCUACCCCGAGUGGUACAUCGAGGACAUCGCCGAUUUCCUGCUCUUUGUGAUACAGUAUCGGCCACAGUCGGUGGAGGCGGCAGAGGCAUCCCUGGUGCAGCUGCUGGCCCAACUGCUGUGCUCGGCCAACCAGUUGGGCAAGCCCUACCUGAGCGCCAAGCUGGUCGAGGUGUUGUUCUGUGCCACAGUAGCCGGUGGCAGCUGUGGCCAGCUGGCAGGGCGGCUGCUCGACCUGCCUUGUGCGCAGCAACAGCUGGGACCAGCCCUGAUGCGCUUCUACACAGACGUCGAGAGCACGGGCGCCGCGUCCGAGUUUUAUGACAAGUUCACGAUUCGCUACCACAUUAGUGUGCUGCUCAAGGCACUCUGGGAACGGCCACGGCACAGGGAGGCCAUCCUCCAGGAGGCAUCGCAGGCAGGUCGCCAGUUUGUGCGCUUCGUCAAUAUGUUGAUGAACGACACCACCUUCCUGCUGGACGAGUCACUGGAGAGCCUCAAGCGGCUGCACCAGGCAGCGGCCACCGAUUGGGACAGUUUGCCAGUGAACGAGCAGCAGGGGCGCCGCCGACAGCUGGCCCUGGACGAGCGCCAGUGUCGCUCCUACCUGACCCUGGCCAGGGAAACGGUGGACACACUUCACUACCUCACUGCGCACGUGCCUGAGCCCUUCCUACGACCGGAGCUGGUAGACAGGUUAGCAGCCAUGCUCAACUCCAAUCUAGGACAGCUAUGUGGGCCACGCUGCAAGGACCUAAAGGUGGCACAACCCGAGAAGUACGGCUGGGAACCUCGGCGGCUGCUGGACCAGCUGACGGAUGUGUACUUGCACUUGGACUUCCCAGCCUUCCUGUCAGCCGUAGCACGGGACGAGCGUUCUUAUCGGCCGCAGCUGUUUGCAGAUGCGGCUGCCCGGAUGCGACGAGCCUGUGUCAAGCCGCAACCGCGGCUCGAGCAGUUUGAGCAGCUGGUGUCCCGCAUUGCAGUUGCGGCGGAACAGGCGCGCCGUCAUGCUGACUACGCAGAUGCACCCGAUGAGUUCCGUGACCCUCUCAUGGACACGCUUAUGGAGGAGCCCGUAGUGCUGCCAAGUGGACAUGUGGUGGACAAGGCGACAAUUGUGCGCCACCUGCUCAACUCUAACACUGACCCAUUUAACCGGCAACCCCUCACAGAGGAAAUGCUGCGGCCAGAUGAAGAACUCCGGCAGCGCAUCACCGAGUGGAAGCAGUCCCGAUCUGGCCAGUGAACAACCAAUGCAUCGACUCUGUCAAGCACCAAUGUCAGAGCAUCAGAAGUGCGUCUUCGGUGCAGAUAAUAUAUUUAUUGCACGUGUCGUCGAGGGUCGCCAGCUACAACUGCUUCGGACCAGACUGUUCUGGCUUGCAGAGACAAACGUACCUGAGCCCUGAAAAGUCCUUUUGCCAGCAGUGGCAGCUGCACUCUACAAAAAUGCUCUUUUGCGAAAGGAGGUUCACACAGGCUACGAAGGCAGCCAACAGUCAAAGCAUGUCAUUUUGCAAAUUCUCCAGAAUAUUGUUUUCUGGUCGAUGAUAAAUGUGGCACCAAGUGUCUCUUGAUCUUUUUCG